Messenger RNA from Nilaparvata lugens (brown planthopper), 4574 nucleotides. Its product is annotated as protein Fe65 homolog. Gene Ontology annotation, cellular component: cytoplasm; nucleus. Gene Ontology annotation, biological process: regulation of DNA-templated transcription. NCBI's taxonomy places the organism in Eukaryota, Metazoa, Arthropoda, Insecta, Hemiptera, Delphacidae. The record is from RefSeq and is a predicted model, not a curated record. Gene Ontology annotation, molecular function: amyloid-beta binding; transcription factor binding.
GGCAAGGAACUGUUCAUGGACUUGGAUGAGGGAGCUCUGAAACUGAUCGAUCCAGAGAAUCUGACCACUCUCAACACUCAACCCAUUCACACAAUCAGAGUCUGGGGUGUGGGACGUGAUAAUGGAAGAGAGAGAGAUUUCGCAUACGUGGCGCGUGACCGGACGACACGCAAACAUAUGUGUCACGUGUUCCGGUGUGACAUUCCAGCCAGGACCAUUGCCAACACCCUGCGUGACAUAUGCAAGAAGAUCAUGAUCGAGCGCAGUCUACAGCAGAACCUGGCUAAACCCAUCGAUAUCAAUGGCAGCAGUAUGACAGGUAGGUCGGGACUGGCUACCAGGCCUACCAACCUUCCCACAGAGCACCGUCGUUCACACCACCGCACAGGUCAAACUCUAGUCACAGAAUCAUUCCCCACACCAAUGGAGGAGCCCCGCAAGACACUGCGAGCCGAGUAUGUGGGUCAAACGCAGGUGUCACGUGCGGCCGGCAUGGAUGUGUUGAACGAGGCCAUUGACCAGAUGGUGACCAGUGUGCCCCACGAUCAGUGGAAACAGGUCACAGUGGCGGUCGCGCCUUCUAUGAUCACCAUACUGCAGGCUGAAGACGAGAGCAAGAUAGUGGCCGAAUGCAGAGUGCGCUUCCUGUCGUUCCUGGGCAUAGGUCGCAACGUGAAGCAGUGCGCGUUCGUCAUGCACACCGCUCAGGAUCUGUUCAUUGCGCAUGUCUUUCACUGUCAGCCUUCGUCCGGCGCAUUGUGCAAGACUAUCGAGGCCGCUUGCAAGUUGAGGUACCAGAAAUGCCUGGACGCACACCCGCACGACCGCGCGCUCCGGGGAGCUGGUUGUGCGGGGGGUGCAGCAGGAGGCAAGGGGGGCAUAGGGGCCACCCUCAAGAGCCUCGUUGGCUCCCUCACGGGCCGAAAGGGGAAGGGUGGUUUAGAGUCCUGAGAUGAAGCUCUCUCUCUGCAGUGUGUUGGCAACCAUAUAGGAUCUAUGGCUGACCAUGGAACCUGUGGAGCGAGAGGUGAUACCGCACCGUCAUCUCCAGAGCCCGAUAACUCACCAGUAUUUUGCACCGACCAACCCAUCUGUGCCACCAGCGCAGCCAUCGGCCAACCUGCAGUCGCUGCUGUCCCCGUCGCUGGAUGUCAGGCGCAUCCAACAGCUGGCAGCGUCAACUGCCAACUGGCAGUAGAUGCUCAAGGUGAUCCAGACGUUGGCGGCACAUCUGGAGCACAUGUGGAGUCUGGGGCAGCUGGACCUCAAGUGGAACAUCCAAGAUCUGCAUCAAAACUCACACUAGAACCACAAUUGGAAUCAGGAACAGAAAUGGCACAAAGUGAAGAAACUGGACAAAACUUGACAGAUUUGGCAAACAACAUAUCUGGACCCGAUGCAUUUGGUCUGCAGUUGGCGUCUGAAGAUGCAUCAGAACUGGAAUUAAGUCCCAACAUAUCUGGACCCCCUGAAUCUGGUCUGCAGUUGGCAUCUGAAGACGAAUCAGGCCUGGGAUUUAGACCCAAAAUAUUCAGACCCGAAGGAUCUAGUUUGCAGUUUGUUGAAGAUGAAACAGGCUUUGAAUUGACUAUAGACUACAUUGAGCUCAUGCGGUAUGCUCAUUCUGAAAGUGUGAGCACUCCACAUGUCAAUGGUGACGUUCUGCAUGGGUUUCUUGACGACUUGAGUGAUGAUGAUGAUGAUGAUGAUGAAGAAGAUGAUAAUGAUGAUGAAGAUGAGGUGGAGUGUGAUACACAGAUGGAGAGUGUGCUUGGUGACUUCGCAUCCUCCAGUAAUUGAAUUUUAAGAUUUACAAGUUAUCAGGAUGUAGUGAAGCAGUAAAGAUGAAUAUAUGAAUCAGAUUGGGGUUGAGGAAUGUAAUAUAUUGAAACCCAUUGAGUUUUACUUGAGUGUAAAUUCAUUAAAUAAAAAUAAACUGAGAAAUAAAUUUCAUGGUAUUUAAACUAUAAUGUUAAUUAGUGAGAAAUGAAGAGUAUUUGUAUUUUGAUGCCAUAUCUUAGGUUAUAAAACAGGUAGAAUUUGUUAAUAAAUUGUAUUAGUAAGUUAUUAUUUCCGGUGCAAUUAUUUCUAUUGAAUAAAUGCAUGUAUGUAUUACGGCUUUUAGUCAUUUGAAAUCAAAGUAUGUUCCAAAGCCUAUGUUCAGUAUUAUAUUAUUAUUUUAUUCAAUAUUUUCAAUUUCUUCUGGCAAUUUUACUGAUGAAGUUCUCGCUCUAAUCACAAUAAAAGACGUAUAAUGAAAUAUUAAUAAUUUAUUAUCGUUAAUAAUACCAACUAUACAUUACAAUACCAACUAUUAUUGUAACAAUACAAUAAUCUCAACCGAAAAAUGUAUAUAAACAUAGAAUAGGAAAGCUUCAUUAUACAUGGAAUAAUUACUAUACUUCACUAUAAUAAUUGUGUAAUGAAUUGGAAGAGCUGUGCAAUGUACACAAUUGGGUGGGAUCCGAACCACCAUCAUGUAAAUAUUACUUUAAGUCGACUGCAAACAUCUAUUCAUUACAUUAUUAUCAUACUAUAACUGUUGAAAUGUGUAGAAUUAAUUUUCGUUUUUAGUAUCUUGUAAUUAAGUAUAAUGUAUUAAAAACUGGUCACAGUGAUUGUAAGAUUUUUUAGUAGUUUAUAGUGUAUUUUACCUUUAACAAAAGGUAAAUAAAUCAGUAUCAUAAUUUAAAUGUAAAUGUAACUAUUUAUAAUAGCUUUUGCUGAAAAAUGAACAUAGAGUUAAAAAUUGCAGUUUUUCAACGCAAGUUGUUGACAAAAAUAUGGAUAAUUUAUAAUACAGUAUUGUAAGUGGUUAGUCAAUUGGAGGAUUAUGUUUGAAAUUUUCGGCUGUAACUAUAAAUUGCAAAUAGUAAUAAAAUAUUAUAAUACUUGUCUUAUCGCCGUUUGUAGUAAUGAAGCUUUUUAGUAAUAAUAUUAAUCAUAAAGUUAUUGUGUGACUGACAGGGUCAUAAACUGUUAGAAAUAUCAAUUUUAUGUUGGAAAACACAUAAAAUUAAUGUUGAAUCUCAUUGUCCGGUAUGUAAUGAACACCAUUUAAAUUUCGUGUAAAAUGUUUAUUUAAAUGCUUAGUGUGUGUGUCACUAUAAUAUACUAUUGUGAACUAUUAAAUAUAACGAUUGUAUGAUAUUUUUAUAAAUUUAUGUUGCUACUAUGUUUGCUAAUGAUUAUUGCUAAGGACCAACAUGUGAGAAAUACAUAUGUGCAUAUUUUAUCAAUGUUAAUACUCUAGUUGUAAAAGAAAGUGUAUCAAAUUCAUUAUAUCUCAUCCCUGGUUAAAAUUAUGUCAACAGUUGAAUGGAGUCAACAUCCUAUAAAAUAUGAGUGCACUGUACAGCUAUUUUUGGUAGAUUAUCCUGUAUAUGUCCCUGAAAAGUAAUGGCUUCUGGAAUAUAUAAAAUAAUUAUGUAAAUACAUUCUAAAAUGCAUGGAAACCGAUAAAAUAUAUAUAGAAAUCUAUUAAAUCUACUAAGGGUUAAACAUUCCAAACCGUUUCGAUAACUUUGUAGGACCUGCAGAUUUUCAAUAGCCCCCAAAAUUAAGAUGGUAUAGUACUUCAAAAUGAAUAAAUACUGUAUGCAUAAUUCAUAUAAUUUCACCUCAAUAAUUAUCACCCCUACUAAUUAUGAACUGUUGUGAUUAAAACCUAAUGAAACUUAUCGUUAAUUUAACUGUAGUUUCUCAAGGAAACAUAAUAUUUUUGGCUUCAUGUUAUGUUACUUGGUUUUGAAUAAAUUGUUAUUUGAAAGUAAGUGAUAAUAAUAAUAUUGUUCUUGUUCCUAUUGUUGAAUUGUAGGCUUGUAUCGACUUUUUAUAAUUCCCAGAAUACAAUAAUUCUUUUUCAAUUAAUGAAAUUGACUGUCCCGUUUGCACAGUAAAAGCUUAAACUUUAUUGAAUCAGCUGGUGAUUUAAUCUCAAUAUAUGAAUCAUAUUAUAGCAAACGAAACUUAACAUUGAUGAAUUUUCUUCAAUAAUUAAAUAAAUAAAACAAAUAAAUCCUGUUAAAGUCGACAUUUCGUUCAAACUAAAGCUGGGUGGGUUUACACCAAAGUCCUUAUAGAGUCUAUUAGAUUGAAUGGAACUGGACAAACACAUUUAUGUUCAUCAUGUGUAUGAUAAGCUAUGUUCAAUCUAAUAGAAUCUAUAACGAUCAAGUUAUUAACAUUUUGUUAAUAACUUUGGUGUAAACGCAGCUUAACACUGUGCAAACGGCCCUAAAAGUUCCAAAAUUUGAAAACUAUUUUCUUGUUGUUAUAACUUCAGCAAUCAAAUACUUACCAAAACCUUCAAGUCUAUUAACUACUAAUAACCAUAGUAAACUAUAAUUUCUACUUUUAGUGUUAUGCUUUAUUGCACUCUGUAUGUAAAUGUUUAUUUCAAUUGAUGUUGAAACACUAAAUAUUUUCAAGUAAAUCGAUAUUGUUAUUGCUAUUUAUGUGCUUGAACAAUGACAUUAAACAAUUUUUCACUUGCAAGCUCGUUUAAUAAUAUUAUAUAUUUGUACUUUGUACUGCUGGAACGAAAUAUAAGCAAUGCCACCGUGGUUUGUCGA